GCAACAUCAUCUCUCUCUGAAAUUAUUGUAAUGUAAUUUCUGCAUCAUUUGGUCAUAGUAGCUCAUUAUGCUGUUGAAUCAUCUAAUGAUGAUCCGUUUUUAGUUAAAUAGCAAGAAUUUACUUGAUUAUUAUUUAGUAUUUCAAAAUUAUUAAAUACAUUUUUUAUGAAUUACAGGGAUGAGAAACGGGCCCACAGCAUCACACAUCCUCCACCAUACUUUGAAACAAGCUCAGUGUUUGUUUUUCAAGUCCAGCUGAAAUAUAUGUGGCCCAGAAAUUUCAACCCAAGUCCCAUCUGACCAAAACGCCUCAUUCCAGAUAAACACAAUUUAUUUUUAGCUAACUCCACACGCUCACGUUCCUGAUGGCUGAACAGGGAAACUGUUUCUUGGCAUUCCUCACAACUUUUUAAACUUGUAAUUAACAUCUAAUAAUGGAUACUCAUUACUUACAAACAGCUGAUGAAUCGGCUCAUUAGUACUUCAAUAAAACUUAAGAAACAUUUAACGCAUUUUAUCCCAUUGUUUUAAUUUUGAAUAUUUUCUAAACCUAUUUUGCAUUCAUUUUGAGACAAAAUAACUUAUUUCUGGCGAAUAAAACGGUAAAAAGCGUCCUAGUCUGGCUGAUCUGACUGAGUUGGUAUACAACGUUCCCAGCUGGCACCCAGGUGGUGCAGGACUUUAAUCAGCUGUCUUGUUUGCUUGUGAUGAUGCAUAACAACAGGAGGUCGGGACGCUGAAUCUACAUAACUUUAAAGAGCUGCUUCAUUUUUUUUUUAAACACAUCAACUUUUGAGACACCAAUAUCUCAAGCUGAUAGAUGAAUGUCUUCAGGCUGUUUUGAAAUAAACAAAGUGAAGGUUUAGGAAAUUCAUGUUUAAAAGUCCUUUGUCCUUUGCACUGCUCUCUGAUACUCUGUGCCUUUAGCAAAUCAGCCCACAUUCGUAUGUCUCCCAGUGGGAGGUCUAAAUGACCACUUUUCCUCUCCAGAUGACGUCUUACUGUACAAUUCUUCACCCAUAUCUGCAGACUGAUUGUGUCUGUGAGCGACUGGCUUCUACUCACUGCCUGAAAAUGUCAGAAACGAGGAGAGGAUUUUAAACAAUGCCAGCAUUUGUAUUCAUAGCAGUCUGCAACGUAUUUCAGGUCUUUUAGUCUGGAGGCUCAAAAGGCUUCAUAAAUGGUUUCCAUUUUAUUCUUUCUUUCAUGGCAGGUUGCCUGGAGUUAGGCAGGACACGAAGAGAAUUUAAAAAGGAGAAUAGAUAUGGCAGAGGUCUGCUCUCUGGCAUAUGACUGAAAACAGAUCUAAAAUGAACAUUAAAGGUAUUAUUGAUUUAACCCUGCAUCAUUUCGAUGAGAUUGUUUUGUAAGAAUGGCCUGAAAUGUGUGGUGGGUAACUGAAAGACUUGGCGCUCAUAGAUAUUUUCAUCUUCAUCUUUGUUGUCUAUCAUCUUUCCUGCUCCAAAUUUUCACCACUUUUUGCUCAGAUGAGUUCACAGAGCUCAACACUUGCAGACACAUCUAAAACUCUGAAUGAAUGAGAUUGCGUAAUCUUUUUUUGAAUGCAUGUGUAAGAUUUUAGUAGAAUUGCUGUUUUUCUGGGGGGGGGUUCAUGUAUAAAAACAAGUAUUUUAUUUAUUGUAUGCAUUUAUAUGACUAAUAUUAAAGUAUUUGGAAUUUAUUAUAAAAAAAAGUUACAUUUAGACUUCCACCGAUGCAUUCCCCCCCUUUAAUUUUCCACAUAUUUCUAACAUUCUUCUCAUCCCUUAAACACCUUCUUUCCUUCCUUCCCUCCAGGAAGACUCCAGGACCCAGUUUUUAUUAUUAUUAUUAUUAUUAUUAUUAUUAUUAUUAUUAUUAUUAUAACAAGCAUCUUCUGGAAACCAUGAGUGCGUGCAGCAGGAAGGCUCUGACUUUACUCAGCAGCGUCUUUGCAAUCAGCGGCCUGGGGCUGCUGGGAGUGGCGGUGAGCACAGAUUACUGGCUCUACCUGGAGGAGGGAGUCAUCAUGCCUCUGAACCAGACGGCUGACAUCAAGACGUCGCUGCACUCAGGUCUCUGGAGGGUCUGCUUUCUGGCUGCUCAUCUUYUGUUUUCUACUUUGCUUUUCUCAGGUGAGGAAUCYGGCCGCUGCUUCACCAUCGAGUACAUGAUGCCAACGAGUCUCCAGCUGACGUCAGAGUCCACAGGAAAUGUACUCAAGAUGAUCCGCACAGCGACUCCAUUCCCUCUGGUCAGCCUCUUCUUCAUGUUCAUYGGUUUUGUCCUCAACAACAUCGGACACGUGCGUCCUCACCGCACCAUCCUGGCRUUUGUCUCAGGAAUCUUCUUCAUCCUUUCUGGACUGGCUCUAGUGGUGGGUCUGGUGUUGUACAUCUCCAGCAUAAAUGAUGAGAUGCUGAACAGAACAAAGAGYAGUGAGGCCUACUUCUCCUACAAGUAUGGCUGGUCUUUCGCCUUUGCUGCCCUCUCCUUCCUGCUCACUGAGAGUGCRGGAGUCAUGUCCGUCUACCUGUUCAUGAAGCGCUACACAGCAGAGGAGAUCUACCAGGCUCGCCGCCCCACUUUCUACCGGCCUCGGCUCAGCAACUGCUCCGACCACUCCGGUCAGUUCCUCCACCCAGAGUCCUGGUCGCGUGGACGAAGCCCCUCUGACAUUUCGAGCGAAGCGUCCCUGCAGAUGAGCGCCAGCUACCCAGCUCUCCUCAAAUGUCCCGACUACGACCAGGUGUUAUCUUCACCUUGUUGAGUCAACAGAGGUCGAUAAAAGGUCACUGAGCAAUCUCUUAAAGAGUCAAGUAGCAAAGUGAAACAAAGAAGUUUCAUUAUAUUGAAAAGAGACCCACCAAAUAAGUGAGUGCUGUUGGUCACAAGACUUGAGUUGAGUUAAUUCCUAUUAGGAAGAAAAGAUUUCUUUGUAAAUAGUCACAGUAYGUUUGCAGCUUAAAUGCUGAAAAGUUUUAAUUUUGUUAGGAUCUUAUWYGACAGACCAGGGUUUUCAAUCCAAARMGCCAUUUUUACCCUYAGUCAUGCUAAAUAAAAUUCAUUUAUAGCCACAAAUGUUACUGAAUACAGUAAAUUAAUUUAAAAAGCMACAAUUUUAUUUCUAUUUUUAAGUUUUACAAAUAGGAAAAACAUAACUUUCCAACUUUAAUGAGGUGUUGACAUUUGUGGAAAAUGAAUUGGGGAAAAAAAAGCACAGUUUCCAACUUAAUGACAAGAAAAAUAAAUCUAAAUAUAUCAUUAGUACAACUUUUAGUUUCAGUUGUGGAAAUUAAUGCUAUUAUUCCAUAAAAGAACCUGCUAAAACCUGCAUUUGUUGUUAUAUGUACAUCUAAAAACAUUAGUUGGUUGAAACAUUAAUUAAAAACUCGAUCUAGUGACCGAUGUUGAGGACAAUUAGAUGAGAAGAAAACCAGAUGACUCUUCUCUCUUGGCUACUCAAACACCAUUGAGAAGCUAAAGUGUCUGAUGACCAUAUUUUUUCCUUCCUCUUCAAAGAAUGACCCUCUUUGGUCCACAAYGCAAAACUCAAUAAAACAUAAUAAAGCUUGAGAUUGUAAGGUGACAAAAUAUGAAAAGGUUUGAGAGUUAAUUCCUUUACAAAGGAUCAUGUACUUUGAUUGUAUUUUAGAAUGCUAUUGUUCAAGGAGUUAGCUUCGGUUAGCUAUGUCUAAAAACAUGUAUCAUGACACCAUAGCAUCCAGUUAGUGCAGAAUAUUAGCAUUUAUUUUACUUUUUUUCCGUUAGGGAAAAUGAUCUUUGUCCUGGAGACAUGCAUAUGUGUUUUUUUUUUGUCCUGAAAUUUGUGUUAAAUUUGAUCGUUCUAGUUUCUGUCACAUCUGUUGAUUUUAUUCGAUUCUGCAAUCAAAUUACAUUCUGUAUCAGAAAAAUGUGUGGUAUAUUAACAGAAAUUACUAGGGUUUUUGUGUGUGGUGUUAUUGGCAAGGUCAAGUAUUCCCCAUUUCAAACAGGAAACAACGAUAUUAUGUUGGCAAACAUUUCAGCCCUGUAUAGAUUAAGCAUUUURAUAAAAGAUGUUGGAAAUCAGAACAAGAAUAGAUGUUAAUUACUGAGUAUCGCCCAUGGUUUAACUAUUUUUGUGAUAAAAAUGUGUAGYACACUAAAUCGCCUAGGUAAUAAAUGAUUUUAGCACAGCAGCAUA
Molecule: messenger RNA, 4165 nt
Organism: Poecilia reticulata (guppy)
Lineage: Eukaryota; Metazoa; Chordata; Actinopteri; Cyprinodontiformes; Poeciliidae
Source: RefSeq, a predicted model, not a curated record